GUCGAAUCCAAGAGCAAACAACUCCUCGCUGUCUUGGCAACGACGGAUCUCGCGAGAUUCCCGCCACAUCGUCUCCAUUGUUUUUUGGGGUUGGUCGAAAGUUUCCCUCAUUUCGGGGCAGAUUUUUAUGUUUUAUUUCAUGUUUUGUGGGGAAACAGUAAAAAGACCAACUUUUAUGGGACGUUCUCAAAGAUAAUUCAUCUACUGAGUAAAUUUUGAAUAGCAGAAAGCCUGUCCGGAUUAACAAGAGGCCAUUGAAUGACUCAGGGAGGUUAUCUUUGAUUUAAGAAGUUCAACGUUUUGCAGGAUUAACAAAUCAGUUGACAUAGAAUAUUUCAGCAAACAAAAACAACACCAUGGAUAGCGAUGAAAAGAAAAAGAUUGUUGAAGUUAUGAAAGCCAAAAAAGGGGAGAGCAAUCUUGAUUGGAUGUAUAAAGGCAUGGCACCGGACACCGAUGAUUAUCUUAUGGGAAGAAAAGUCGAUAAUUACAUUGAGAAGAAAUCAGAAACUACUAAAGAUGGUAAAUUCAGUACCAACUUCACGACUCGAAUCAAGACUAAUGUAAUGAUGGACAGUGCCACGCAGAUGCGAGAAGAUCCACUCUUUGUGAUGCGGAAACAGGAGGAAGAAGCACGGCGCAGGAUUUUGGACAACCCAAUUAAAAUGAAACAAAUUCAAAAAAUGCUCAAAAGCCAGAAAAAACCUCACAAGUCCAAGAAACACAAGAAGAGCAAAAAGAAAAAGAAAUACCAUGACUCUGACUCUGACUCCUCGUCAUCAGACUCGUCAGAUGAAUUAGUGAAGGCUUAUCUGGCCAUUGUUAAAAAGAAGAAUAAAGACCAGUGUGAUGAAGAGCAGAAUCCAGUUGACAAGAUGCAGAAGUCUUCACAUUAUGGAUUGAUUAAGAGCAGUUCUAGCCACCAGUCUUCAGAAAGAAAUGCUCCUCGGUCAGGCCACUCUCACCUCUCCCACAGUAACAGUCCUGAGAAGGAUGAGGAAAAGUACAAGCAUAAACACAAGUCUCACCACUUGCAGAGAGAUUCUUCAUCGAAACACACACACGAUAGCUUUAGCUCUCAGUCUAAAUCAAGCGACCAUGGACAAUCUAGAUCAGCGUCAUCACACACGAGACAUCGAAGUCGGUCACCUCCAACAAAGAAAUUAAAUGCGAGUGAUCGUGAGAAAAAGCUUCAAGAAAUGAUGUCUGACGCUAAAUGGCGCUCUGAUGUCCGAGCACAUAAUGUCAAAGUUUAUGAGAAAGAAUGUGAGCUUGAUGAGAAGAAUACUCACAAAGGAAGCAGUUCGGAUUUUCUAAACCCCAUGAUGUCACAACAUGCCUCUCAGAGUAGUGUUGAAGAGAGAAUCCGGAGAAACAAAUACAACAUCCAGAGAACUAAAUCACAGUUAAAUGCUAACUUUACAAAGAGAUAAAAGAAAAAAAUAUAAAAAAAAUACUUGUAAAUAAAAUACAUGCAGUCAUCAUC
Octopus sinensis (East Asian common octopus) is the source of this 1486-nucleotide messenger RNA. Its product is annotated as pre-mRNA-splicing factor CWC25 homolog. Bases 357 to 1433 code for a protein of 358 amino acids. NCBI's taxonomy places the organism in Eukaryota, Metazoa, Mollusca, Cephalopoda, Octopoda, Octopodidae. The transcript is spliced from 10 exons. The record is from RefSeq and is a predicted model, not a curated record. Gene Ontology annotation, biological process: mRNA splicing, via spliceosome. Gene Ontology annotation, cellular component: U2-type spliceosomal complex.